AUGCCUGCUCUUUGUGGAGGAUCCAAAACUGUGCAGCGAAAGCUGGUGUUGCUGGGUGAUGGUGCUUGUGGAAAAACAUCGCUGUUGAACGUCUUUACGAGAGGCUACUUCCCUACUGUCUACGAACCCACCGUCUUUGAGAACUACGUCCAUGACAUCUUUGUCGAUAAUGUACACAUCGAGCUGUCCCUCUGGGACACAGCAGGCCAGGAAGAAUUCGACCGAUUACGCUCCCUAUCCUACGAUGACACAGAUCUCAUCAUGCUCUGCUACUCCGUCGACAGCAAAGACUCGCUCGAGAACGUCGAAUCCAAGUGGGUAGGCGAGAUCGCCGACAACUGCCCCGGCACCAAACUCGUCCUCGUAGCGCUAAAGUGCGAUCUCCGCGAGCAAGGCGAGGAAGAGGAGAACGAAUCAGGCGAACCCCGCGAGAAGCGCCCCAUGAUCAACUACGACCAGGGCCUGGAGGUGGCGCGCCGCAUAAACGCCCUCCGGUACCUCGAGUGCUCCGCCAUGAAGAACAGAGGUGUCAACGAGGCCUUCACCGAGGCGGCGCGUGUUGCGCUCAGCGUCAAGAAGGAUCGUGAGGAGGGCGGAUGCACGGUUAUGUGA
Messenger RNA from Fusarium mangiferae, 612 nucleotides. RefSeq names its product putative rho3 protein. Gene Ontology annotation, molecular function: GTPase activity; GTP binding. NCBI's taxonomy places the organism in Eukaryota, Fungi, Ascomycota, Sordariomycetes, Hypocreales, Nectriaceae. The transcript has 5 exons. The coding region runs from base 1 to 612 and encodes 203 amino acids. Gene Ontology annotation, biological process: small GTPase-mediated signal transduction. The record is from RefSeq and is a predicted model, not a curated record.